AGACGAGCCACCAGGCUCUGCAGAACAUGCCCAGAGUGCUCCGGGAAGUGGAAGUCUUGAAACAGGAGGCAACGUUCCUGAAGGAGCAGAUGAUCCUUGUCAAAGAAGACAUCAAGAAGUUUGAAGAAGACACAGCUCAGUCAAUGCAGGUGCUGGUGGAGAUUGACCGGGUGAAGUCUCGGAUGCAGCUGGCUGCUGAGUCUCUUCAGGAGGCAGACAAAUGGAGCACGUUGAGUGCAGACAUUGAGGAGACUCUUAAAACACAGGACCUGGCUGUCAUCUCGGCCAAGCUGACGAGCAUGCAGAGCAGCCUGGCCAUGCUGGUGGACACCCCAGAUUACUCUGAGAAGUGUGUGCACCUGGAGGCCCUGAAGAACCGGCUGGAGGCCAUGGCCAGCCCCCACAUCGUGGCUGCCUUCAGCUCCCAGGCCACAGAUCAGGCAAAAACGUUUGUUAAAGUCUUCACCGAGAUCGAUCGGAUGCCCCAGCUUCUUGCUUACUACUACAAGUGUCACAAGGUGCAACUGGUGGCAGCAUGGCAGGAGCUGUGCCAGAGCGACUUGAGCUUAAACCGUCAGCUGAGGGAGCUGUAUGACACCCUCCUGGGGACCUGGCACUCCCAGCUCCAGUGGGCAGCACAGGUUUUCAAGAACCCCCAUGAGAUAGUGACUGUGUUGCUGAUCCAGACCCUGGGGGCGUUGGUGCCUUCCAUCCCUGUCUGCCUCAGCACAGCCCUGGAGAGGACGGGCCAGGACACCAAGCUGAGCAAGCUGCUGGAGCUCUACGAUGCCACCACCCACUUUGCAAAAGGGCUGGAAGUGGCCAUGCUGCCAAACCUGAGGGAGCAGAACCUGGUAAAGGUGAUGGAGCUGGUGGAAGCAGUGUAUGGUCCAUACAAGCCCUAUCAACUGGAGUAUGGAGACCUGGAAGAGGAAAAUCUCCUCAUUCAGAUCAGUGCAGUGCCCUUGGAGCAUGGGGAAGUGAUUGACUGUGUCCAGGAGCUGAACCAUUCAGUCAGCAAACUCUUCAGCCUGGCUUCUGGAGCCAUCGACGACUGCGUGAAGCUCACGGAUGGGCUGGGAGCCUGUGGGCUCCUCAGGGCCCUGAGAGCUCUGUUCAACAAGUAUACCUCUGACUUCACAAACACCUUGCAGUCAAUACGAAAGAAAUGCAGGCUGGAUGAUGUGCUGCCAGAUGCCCUUUUCCAGGAGGACUGGACUGCCUUCCAGAACUCUGUGAGGAUAAUUGCUACUUGUGGUGAGCUCCUUCGUCAGUGUGGAGACUUGGAGCAGCAGCUGGCCAACAGGAUUUUAUCAACUGCUGGGAAGUAUCUCUCAGACUCCUACAGUCCUUGUAGUUUUCCUGGCUUUCAGGAUACCAGUUCUACAGAAAAGAAGAGCUCUGUGAAGAAUCCCUGGCAGGAGUACAAUUAUCUUUUGAAGGAGAAUCCCUCUGAGUAUGGCAGCCUCAUGGAAACGCUUUACACUCUGAAGGAGAAGGGUACAAGCAGCCAGAGCCUGCUGCCCUCAGCACGGGCUGCCCUCGGCCGCCUCAACCAGCUGGCACACCUCCUGGCCUUCGACUCCCUCUUCCUGCCCAUCAGGCAGCAGCUCCUGCUCGUCCCCAAGAUGGAGGGUUGGAGUUCUGGUGGCACCGGUGAGACCCUGACAGAUGACCUGCCAAACUUCAGCCUGACUCCUCUGGAAUAUAUCAGCAAUAUUGGGCAAUAUAUUAUGUCGCUUCCUCUCCACCUUGAGCCAUUUGUCACUCAAGAGGAUUCUGCUUUGGAGCUGGCAUUACAUGCUGGGAAACUGCCUUACCCCCCAGAACAAGGGGACGAGCUGCCGGAGCUGGACAACAUGGCUGACUGCUGGCUGGGCUCGGUGGCCAGGGCCACCAUGCAGACGUACUGCGAGGCCAUCCUGCAGAUCCACGAGCUCUCGGCCCACGCCACGAAGCAGCUGAGCACAGACAUUGAUUAUCUCAUAAACGUGAUGGAUGCCCUGGGCCUUCAGCCCUCCAGGACACUGCAGAGUCUGGUGGUGCUGCUGAAGGCCAAGCCCGAGGAGUACCGGCAGGCCGG
This is a messenger RNA of Merops nubicus (carmine bee-eater), 2083 nucleotides long. It is a transcript of the gene COG7, whose product is annotated as component of oligomeric golgi complex 7. The record is from RefSeq and is a predicted model, not a curated record. Lineage: Eukaryota; Metazoa; Chordata; Aves; Coraciiformes; Meropidae. The transcript has 16 exons. Gene Ontology annotation, biological process: Golgi organization; intracellular protein transport; retrograde vesicle-mediated transport, Golgi to endoplasmic reticulum. The annotation marks the transcript as partial. Gene Ontology annotation, cellular component: COG complex.